UCAGCUGACACCGCAUCGCCACACGCUAAUUCAAGAUUUUCUAGCGGCAUUUUAUUGUUUACAUCCGACAUUUCAUUGAAAUUUCCACGUUUUCCAUUGAAUUUCCCGGAAAAAAUGGCAUUUUCCUUUGGAGCAACUAGCACCCCAGCGAAACCAGCUACAGGUUUUGGUCAGAACACAACUUUUGGUUUCGGUAACACGAGUACUUUUGGAGCUGCACCAGCUGCUGCUACAACGACCGUUCCAUCACUUUUUGGAGCAACCAAUACAAACACAUUCGGAACAUCCACUUUUGGACAAGCGACAGCAACCACAUCUGCUCCCAGUUUAUUCGGAACACAACAACCAGCUACAAAUACGGGACUUUCGCUCUUUGGUCAGACAAAUACUGCCUUUGGACAACCGCAGCAGCAGCAACAACAACCAACUCUCACGGGAUUCGGUCAAAAACCAGCUGGCACAGCAUGGCCCGCCUUCGGAAGUACCACAACGACAUCGCAGCCGAGCACGGGUUUUGGCACGGGAACUAGUUUUGGGGGUUUCGGCACGACUUUUGGUCAAAAUACCACGCAACAACAACAAAUGCAGCAGCAGCAGCAAUUAAAUGUCCCUCAAAUGUCGGCAGACGAGCAAUUUUUGAACGCUGUCUUCAACGUUUCCAUUUUCGGCGAUGAACGCGACGCCACAGUCGCCAAAUGGAAUCACUUGCAGGCGAUGUGGGGUGUCGGAAAGGCAUUUUACUCGAAUCAGCCGCCCGUGGAAAUUGAUCAGCAGAAUUUGUUGUCGCGUUUCAAGACAAUGGGCUACAGUAAGCUUAGCGGGAAAGACAACAAAGCCGGAUUGAUUGCGAUUAAUUUCAACAAACCCGUGGCACAAGUCAAGGACACGCAACAACAAGUUGUCAACACUUUAACGCAGAUUUUUGGUAACAAACCAAAUUUGAGUGUUCAUGUUGAGAGCACAAAACCCCUCUCCGACACCAAAAGUCAGCUAAUUUUUUACGUGCAAGAAAAAUCGGCCACAAAUGAAACGCGAAAAAUUCCAUCGCAAGAAGUUUAUGCCUUCAUCAACGGUCAAACGAUGUCGAAACAACAACUCACAAAUCUCGGUGUCGAAAAUAUCUUUCCCUUUGUGUUGCCGGACGAAGACCAGUUGAAGGAAUAUCUCGAAAAUCCUCCAAAAGGCAUCGAUCGUCGCAUGUGGAACCAAGCCCGCGAAGACAACCCGGACCCGAAAAAGUUCAUUCCUGUCCCGAUGAUCGGUUUCAACGAUCUCAAGUGGCGCAUCAAGUGUCAGGAGAACGAAACAGACGCUCAUGCUUUGUAUCUGCAAAAAGUAGAAAAAGAUUUGAAUGCCCUCAAGCAACGUCAUGCCAACACUUCGGCCAAAAUCAUGGAACAUCGCAGAAAAUUAUCGGAACUCAGUCAUCGCGUACUGAAAAUUAUCGUCAAACAGGAAAGUACGCGAAAAAUGGGCAUCGGAUUGUCGGCUGAAGAGGAAGCUAUUCGCACGAAACUCGAUAACAUGCAUAUAAUUGUCUCGGCUCCGACGCAGUUUAAGGGACGUUUGAGCGAAUUGUUGUCUCAGACACGCAUGCAACGGAAUCAAUGGAGAAUGGUGGGCAGCGGAAACGAAUAUACGCUGGACAAAGAUGCGCAAGAGGAGAUGAAGAGUUUCCUGACGAUGCAGCAAAAGGCGAUGGCGCACGUUAUCGACAUUGCCAAUAAAGAUUUGGCAGACUUGAAAAUCAUUCAAGAGGGAAUCACGCGUCUUGUUCAAUCAUAAAGUUGUUUAAUUUUUUUCUUUAACGUAAUAAAAGUUCUCUUUUCUUAAAAA
Culicoides brevitarsis is the source of this 1836-nucleotide messenger RNA. RefSeq names its product probable nucleoporin Nup54 (gene Nup54). Gene Ontology annotation, molecular function: structural constituent of nuclear pore. Lineage: Eukaryota; Metazoa; Arthropoda; Insecta; Diptera; Ceratopogonidae. The coding region runs from base 115 to 1785 and encodes 556 amino acids. Gene Ontology annotation, cellular component: nuclear pore central transport channel; nuclear pore. Gene Ontology annotation, biological process: protein localization to nuclear inner membrane; nuclear pore organization; NLS-bearing protein import into nucleus. The transcript is spliced from 3 exons. The record is from RefSeq and is a predicted model, not a curated record.